Molecule: messenger RNA, 1735 nt
Organism: Chlamydomonas reinhardtii
Lineage: Eukaryota; Viridiplantae; Chlorophyta; Chlorophyceae; Chlamydomonadales; Chlamydomonadaceae
Exons: 5
Coding region: 240-848 (202 amino acids)
Biological process (GO): DNA-templated transcription
Cellular component (GO): RNA polymerase II, core complex; RNA polymerase III complex; RNA polymerase I complex
Molecular function (GO): DNA binding; DNA-directed RNA polymerase activity
Source: RefSeq, a predicted model, not a curated record
GGCAUUGAAAAUAAUAUCAUUAACAAGUACAUUUGCAAAAACUGCACACUUUGCGCUGUCUUUCAAUUUUGCUUCCACUGGGCCUCGGGCCUUCUUGCAAAUUCCCUUACCGCGCCCGGCACUACAUAAAAGCUUUUGUGACAAGUCUUCAUUCAGGAGGGCACACUAGACAGGUCUCGGCCGCCCGCAAAUCCCGCCCAGGGCGGCUGUGCAGCAGCGCCCGUGCGCAGUAGGGCAGGAUGGACAACCUCACUCGGUUAUGGCGAGUGCGGCGGACGUGCCUGCAAAUGCUGAACGACCGCGGGUACCUGGUCAGCCAAGAGGAGAUUGGCACGACGAAGGACCAGUUCCGUGACCGCUUCGGCGAGAACCCGCGGAAAGACGACCUCACAAUCCUGGUGCCGCGGCAAGACGACCCCACGGAGCAGAUAUUCGUGUUCUUCCCGGAGGAGCAGAAGGUGGGCGUCAAGACCAUCAAGCUGCUGGCGGAGCGCAUGAAGGACGAGAAGGUGAACCGCGCCAUCAUGGUGACGCCCUCCAAGUUCACGCCCUUUGCCAAAAGCGCGCUUGAGGACAUGCGGCCCAAGUACCACAUCGAGCACUUCCUGGAGUCCGAGCUGCUGGUCAACAUCACAGAGCACGUGCUGGUGCCCGAGCACCGCAUCCUCAGCCCCGAUGAGAAGCGCACGCUGCUGGACCGCUACAAGAUCAAGGAGACGCAGCUGCCGCGCAUCCAGGCCUCGGACGCGGUGGCCCGCUACCUGGGUCUGCAGCGCGGCCAGGUGGUCCGUAUCGUGCGGCCCUCCGAGACAGCAGGCCGCUACGUCACCUACCGCUUCUGCGUAUAAGCGCGGCGGCAGGGGUGGGGUGGGCGAGAGGAGAGGGGCGGGCUGGCUGGCCGACGAACAGGGAGAGGGGCGGGCUGGCUGGCCGACGGACAGGGAGAGGGGCGGGCUGGCUGGCCGACGGACAGGGAGGGGCGCGGAAGGGGUGUCGUCCCGUGCCGGGGGCGGGCGGCUGCAGGGCUGGUAUGUUAGGAGCAGGUGGAGUGAGACAGAGGGUGGGGUUGAGGGGCGACCAUGUGUGGGUACUUCUUGGGUCUUGGUGUGGGGGAGGGGGAGGGGGUGUGGCGGGCAAGGCGGUUAAAUGCAUGACCAUGCGGCGGUGUCAGGCGCAAUGUGCUCGAUGACGAGACCACAUCAAAAGGGAAACGCGUAUCCGAGUGCUUGAUGUGUGCGGAGGCGCGGCAGGGCGGACUGGAUGGUGCGGAGGUGCGGCGCUGCGCAAUCGUUGGCGUAUGACGGAUCUUGUGGGGUGGGGCCAGCAGAGCGCAGCGAUGCUGAGGCUGAGCCGCUGCGGCGGCCUGACACAGGGCUGGUCCCGCCACGGUCCUACGUGGCAGCCGCCUCUGUGGCGCUGAGGCUCUGUGGCAGCGGUAUGGAACGGAAGGCAAGUGCGGAUUACAGUGCAGUGCAACCCGGCGCCAGGUCCAGGCAGUGUGGAGGUGUGUCCCUAGCGCCGCGUUGAGGGGGCAACGGCAAUGGCCCGGCAGCGCUUGGGGGAGGGCAAGUAAGCAAGUUCUGCGAGGAAGGAUGCAUCCGUCAUUCCGUCCGCUCAUGUCUGCGCAGGGCGGUGCUUUUGCAGGCUGAGGCGCUAUGCUGUCCGCCUGGUUCAGAAGGGUCCAGAUGGGCCCCACGCCCCCACGUACAAUCUGUUGUGAACUGUAUUGCAAAAG